Messenger RNA from Sus scrofa (pig), 2900 nucleotides. The record is from RefSeq and is a predicted model, not a curated record. NCBI's taxonomy places the organism in Eukaryota, Metazoa, Chordata, Mammalia, Artiodactyla, Suidae.
GGGAGGGAAGGGAGGAUGGGGCGAGGAAGUCGCCCAUCUGUGCUGUGCUCGGGGGGCGCAGGCAAAUAUUGUCGACUUGGAGAGGAACAUGGCAGGGGAAGAGGACCUGUGGGUCGUUCUCUGCUGCCUCGGCCGCCCAGAAUGCCGGAGAGAGACGGAGGGUUCGGGUCCGCUGGGAAUUGCUGGCUGUUGGGGAAACUUUCCUCCCAGGUCAGGCAUCGCAUUGGGGCUGUGUUUGGAACGUGGAUAAUCACUCCGAGUUUACUAAUGUUUACAGGACUGCGCAGCAGGGAAACGGAAGAGUGGGGGGAGGUGGAAAGCCACUACAUGCCCCACAACAGACAAGACUCACGCGAGGAAGGCGCCCCUGCGCGCUCUACCCGAGGCUUUGCUUCGCAGCGACUUUUAUAGGAGGCUUAUUAGCAUAUUGUGAACGUUCCCCCUUGGCCUUCUGUGAUUGGCCGUGGCCUCUCCCAUGGAAUGUCCUUAUCAGUCCGCUGCUGAACCAUUGGUUGCUGAGCCGGAUGAGGGCGGGCCUUGCGCAGUUACUGAAAUCCUGAAGGAACUGGAUGAGUAUUAUGAGAAGUUCAAGCGGGAGGCGGACAGCGCACAGAAGAGGAGGGUGCUGCACUGCAUCCAGCGGGCCCUGAUCCGGAGCCAGGAGCUGGGUGACGAGAAGAUCCAGAUCGUGAGUCAGAUGGUGGAGCUGGUGGAAAACCGGACCAGGCAGGUGGACAGCCACGUGGAACUCUUUGAGGCACACCAAGAGGUCAGUGACACCACUGGCCACAGCAAAGCUGGCCAGGAUAAGUCCAAAAAUGAGACAAUCACACAGCCAGAGAAGCCCAACAACAAGCGGUCCCGGCGGCAGCGCAACAAUGAGAAUCGGGAGAACGCAGCUAAUAACCACGACCACGAUGACGUCACCUCCGGCACCCCCAAGGAGAAGAAGGCGAAGGCCUCCAAGAAGAAGAAGCGCUCCAAGGCCAAGGCGGAGCGGGAGGCGUCGCCCGCAGACCUCCCCAUCGACCCCAACGAGCCCACGUACUGUCUUUGCAAUCAGGUCUCCUAUGGAGAGAUGAUCGGCUGCGACAACGACGAGUGCCCCAUCGAGUGGUUCCACUUCUCCUGCGUGGGGCUGAGCCACAAGCCCAAGGGCAAGUGGUACUGCCCCCGGUGCCGCGGGGAGAACGAGAAGACCAUGGACAAGGCCCUGGAGAAGUCCAAAAAGGAGAGGGCCUACAACAGGUAGUGGUGGGCCCGGCUGACCGGGGAGAGCGGACAGGCUGGUAUUUAUUGCAUCGCCACCUGGACAGCGGGCGCAGGGGCUGUACGGCGUGGGCCUCUGCAGACCUGGGAAAAGGGGCCGCUCCUUCUGCAGGGAUGGCCGAGUUCUCUGCGUUUUCAUUGGUGCACACGUGUAACAAGCAAGGGGUCUGUGGAUCAGCAUUUUAGAAACUGCAAAUACAGUUUGAAUUAAACACUCAAGUGAGUCUCUGAUUUUGUUUUUUGUUUUUUCCCUGGGGGGCCAGGGAUGACCUGGAAGCAACCUAACACAUUAAAUGUGGAGAGAAAAGAUUCCAUUUAGCUAUUAUUUCAUUUUAAUAAAAAUGUUACUACUUCAUGAACAAGUUUUUUUUUGUUUUUUUGUUGUCUUUUUAGGGCCGCACUCACGGCAUAUGGAGGUUCCCAGACUAGGGGUCGAAUCACCCUACAACACAGGCACAGCAGCACAGGAUCCGAGCCGCGUCUGUGACCUACACCAGAUGACAGCAACGCCGGAUCCUUAACCCACUGAGCCAGGCCAGGGAUCAAACCCACGUCCUCAUGGAUAUGAGUCAGGUUCGUUACUGCUGAGCCACAAGAGGAACUCCAUGAACAAGUUGUUUUAAAAUUUGGCAAGCUGCUAAAAAGAUAGCCCAUAGCAAAUUUGUUUCUUGCUAUAAGAGUGUAUAGCCAUGUAACAAUUCCAUAAAAAGGUUUUUGACGUUUGAAAAUUAUUUUUUAAAAAGCUAAAUGGUCACAUUUUACAUGACAGACUUUUUAUAUACUAGCCCAUUCCCCAAAUGGCCAUUUUUAAAUGAUUUUUUUAAAUGGGUACAUUUUUUUUAUUAUUAACGCAAACAAGAGUGGUCUAGUCAUGGAGCUUCAAAUCACACUUUUGUUCCCACAAAUACUGGUGCCGCCAGCUACAACUUAGAAGAGAUACAAGUAUAUGCUUCCCCAUGAACCUGCACUUGCUCUGUUAUAAUCAGAAGUGCAGCCACAUGCCACUGUGCACCCAAGCUGCAUUUCCUGCUGUGUGCAUGAGAGGUGUACAGGUGUGACAUCAAGAAAUAAAUGCAGGAGUUCCCUGGUGGUGCAGCGGAUUAAGGAUUUGGCCUUGUCACUGCUGUGGCUCAGGUUGAUGCUGUGGAGCAGGUUUGAUCCUGACCUGGGAAUUUCAGCAUGCCACUGGAGUGGCCAGAGGAGAAAAGAGAGAAGUGUACCUUGGCCAGUUUAUUCAUCUACCAGUAUAUUUAAUCUUGACAUAAGUUUUAAGUUCUUAGCUUAAAAAUAUGUACACCAGCAGUUUAGACAAAGCCUUAAGCAAAUUUUGUAUUAUUUUUCUCUCUUAAUAAUGGAGUAGAAGUUAUCUAAUUGCCAACCAAAAAUAAGUGUCCAAACAGAGUCUGUGUUUAGACCAGGGGUUGGGAAAUGACUGCCCACAGGCCAGACGCAGCCUCCACCUGCUUUUGUAGGGCCUGUGAGCCAAGAAGGAUCUUUUACAUUGUUAAAUGGGUUUGAAAAAAAAAAUGAAAUAGAAAACAUGUCUAUUACAUGACAUGAAAAUGAUAUGAAGUUCAAAUUUGAGUGUCUGUAAAUAAAGGUUAUUGGCCCACAGCCAGGCCCAUCACUAA